Molecule: messenger RNA, 1334 nt
Organism: Vigna unguiculata (cowpea)
Lineage: Eukaryota; Viridiplantae; Streptophyta; Magnoliopsida; Fabales; Fabaceae
Product: SAUR-like auxin-responsive protein family
Biological process (GO): response to auxin
Source: RefSeq, a predicted model, not a curated record
AGAUCAAUUCAAACCUCUAAGUCGGUUUUAUGAUAUUAUCUCGAUGAAUUUCUCGUUUCUUAAAAUUUCACCUGAAAAUUAUAACUCAGAUUCUUUCAAGGCUUUCCAAUUCUGCUUAUAUAUGGUGCAGUAAUAAGUUUGGUACUCAAUUUUGUUAGGAAAAGUGAAAACCUGAUACUCAUUUGUGAAUCUUUUACAAAAUUUGCACCUUGACACAUCAGUACACUGAGUUUUUUCAAGAGAGUGUGAAGUAUCCAAAGUUAUUUUCAUUUAAAGCAGAAAUCAACAGUUAUGUCUAUGAGUACUAUUAAAAUGUGUCAAAGCCUGUAUCUGCCAAAAUCACAUUUUUUUUAUGAGAAAAAUAUGAACAAGUUAACAAAAUGUUCCAUUCUAUGAGUCUUUUUUGUUUGUUUAAUUGAAACUGUUCCCUUUGGGGUGACAUGGGCACUAGCAGUGGGGUUGAAGUCCUUGAUCAGAAGCAGAUGGGUUUAGAAAAACAAUGGGUGGCAUGAUCAGUGAUGAGUGACCAGAGCUUGAGUUGUGUCUGUUUGUCUGAUGUGGUUGCAUUGCAGGUUAAAACUAUUAACCUAAAAUUUCAUCAAAAGAUGACUUGUUUGUGUCACUAAAAAAAAUGUUUGGUUGCAAAUUGACCCCACAAUUGAGCACCGGAAAACAAUGACUUUGCACCCACUUCUCUCAGUAAAAGUACCUCACACACUUUUUGUGAGUGUAUUUUAAGUCUCUUUGUCCCUCUUUCUCUUCAUCAACCCUCUCCCUCAUUUAAAUAUGAAAUAAACACACACACACACACCAGAAGAAGAAGAAAGAAAAGCAUGAAAAAGAUCAAUCUUUUACUCAGAAAAUGCAAGAGUUUGUCAAGGCAGCUAGGGAGAUCUUCAUCAUACAGUAGCCUGAGGUCCAAAUCCACAAAAGAAGACAUAUGGGGUGGCCAUGGCAUGCAAGAAGAUGAACAUUGUGAGACAGUGUUUGUUGGUAGCACAAGAAAACGGUAUGUGAUCAGCAAAAAGUAUCUGAACCAUCCUCUUCUGAAUGAACUCAUCAACAAGUCAAAGCCAAAGGGUAGUAGUGAUGAUGAUGAGAGUAGUGUUUUGGUGGUGAACUGUGAGGUGGUUCUCUUUGAUCAUCUUUUGUGGAUGCUAGAAAAUGCAGAUCCUAAGUUUAGUUCUGAGUCUUUGGAGGAAUUGGCUGAACUCUAUGUGUUUUGAUAGCUUUUUCAAUGUGGCAGAUUGCAAAGGCCUAAUGUAAUUAAGUAUAUUGGGUUAUACCUGCAUUUUGCAAAAAGUAAUGGUUCAGUCUUCUUUUUCUUUAAUGCU